AUGAAAAGAAAUUUACGAAUAUUAGUAGCAUCGCUUACUUUUUUUACUUAAUAUACAAAAGCCCAAACUUUUUGUUAUGAUUGCCUUUAGUAAAGCACAAAGAAAGUUUGUUACGUGGGGCCAACAUCAGCUAAUUGCUGCUCAGGGGCUGAUUGCUUUGCUUCAGCAACUACAGGAAAAACUGAGUCUUUUUGCUCAGACAAGGCAAAGACUACGUCAAUGAGGUAUAUGUUUUGUCCUUACGACUCCAGCUCAUGUAUGGCAAGUGAUCCUUAUCUCAUAAGUGUGAUGGAUGCCUAACAAACUAUGUAUACUCCAGUCUCAAGUUUCUAAGCCAAAGAGUAUUGUUACUGGGCUGUUGCUCCUCCUAAUGAAUACUAAGUUGAUGUUAUUUUGAAGAUUAGAAUAGAAACUCUUUAUCAAGCUGACUGCUAUUUAAAUUUUGGAGGCUCUAUUACUACAGCUGAUUAACAAACAUAAUGUGUCGAAGGAUAAACAUAUGAGUUUAACUAUUUUGAAAAAGGCCAAGUUUCUAAUAUCUAUAUAGUGUCAGUUGCAAAAGCUGAUAAUGCUCAUAUUAGAUUUACAUAUUGGGCAGAGGCAAAGUUAUCAUUUGCCUCUUUAAUAGGCAUAAUUACAUCUGGAAUAGUAUUUCUGACUUUAUUAAUCUUAUUGAGUCUCUUUUUCUUUAUUGACUUCACAAUCAAAAUAAGCUUAGGUCCCACUGUGGACAUAGUUAGAGAUCAAUUUACAAAUACUAUAGAGAAAAUUGAGCCAGGAACACUAAAUGAUGGGCCUAAGGAAUCUCAAAGUGACUUGAGUCGAUUGAAUUUAAUGAAGAAUGCAUGA
Molecule: messenger RNA, 849 nt
Organism: Stylonychia lemnae
Lineage: Eukaryota; Ciliophora; Spirotrichea; Sporadotrichida; Oxytrichidae
Source: the annotation of a GenBank genome assembly